UUCGAUCCCAAAAAAGUGGAGCGCUCCUCCAAUGUGGAGAAACAGUUGGCCUCCUACAAAGCCCCCUGCAGGGGCUGCAGCAAAAAGGUGUCUCUGGUAAAGAUGAGGUCCCACAUUUCCUCGUGUUCCAAAGUACAAGAGCAGAUAGCCAACUGUCCCAAGUUUGUCCCUGUGGUUCCCACAUCCCAACCUAUACCAAGCAAUAUUCCAAACCGGUCGACAUUUGUAUGUCCGUUCUGUGGGGCCAGAAACUUAGACCAGCAGGAACUGGUGAAGCACUGUAUGGAAAACCACCGCAAUGAUCCCAACAAAGUGGUGUGCCCAGUGUGUUCAGCCAUGCCAUGGGGAGACCCCACCUAUAAGAGCUCCAACUUUCUGCAGCAUCUUCUUCACAGACAUAAGUUCUCAUACGACACCUUUGUUGAUUACAGCAUCGAUGAAGAGGCAGCACUUCAGGCGGCUCUGGCAUUGUCACUGGCUGAAAACUGACAUCAGACCCUGCUCUGUUCUCCCCACUCCUGUGCUGUUCUUCCACGGCAGAGCACUUUCAUUUUAUUCCAAAACAAAAGCAGCGUUGACCAAUCUUCACUGCGCCAUACGGAUUUAACGUUUUUUGAGGACAGGCUGGACUGUAGGUCCGGAGUGGAUCCAAUUACCACCCAGGAAAAACUCAGACACCUUGACCGUUGCAACCUCCCCCCCCACCAUCUACAAUUUGGAAACAGUUCGUCAGAUCCCAUUUGGGCCACUGCAGCAUGAAGGGCUAUCUCCUUGGAAAAAGUCUCAUCUGUUUGUUUGUUCUGCUGCUGACUCUUAAGGCCUCAUCCGUGGUCCAGCUCCCUGACCACAUGCAUCGAUCCACCAAGGUAGACACUGUGAGUAACCUGGCCUCAGUUUCUGCUUCUGCACUGACCAGGAUGGAAUCUUUGGCUGCCCAUCAGUAAGAUCUAACGAGCAUCUGCACAAAUCCACACAUCUCCUCAGAGACAAAACACUGGAGGUGAUUCUUCAGUAGCAUUGUCAGGCUGCAGUGGAUCAUGUACACAAAAACUGGACUUUUUAUGUUGCUCAGAAGUGAGAAUAUUUCAGUAGACUUGCAAUUUAACCCAUCCAUGUUGCUGUCCACAACAUGUUUUAUGGUCACGAUCAGUGAUCAGUGCACCCACAAUCCCUCACUGACCUGAUAGUAGUUUUACAGUUUUGAUUGUGAGGCAGAUGCCUGGCAGUCAGUUACACAUUCCUUCUGUUUUUGCUUUUUUCUCAAUUAAAAGUUUCAGAUCAUUAUAAAAAUAUGUUGGACACAGAUGAGUAAAUUCAAAAAGCUGUUUUAAACGUUGAUUUCAGUCAUAAAGGAAAGGAAUUCCUUUAUGACUGAACCUGGACCCAUGUGGAGAAGUAAUGGGUCCCGUUCUAAAGCUAGUGACUUCUUGUUCCACCCUUCCAUCUUUUUUGUUUUCCCAAUGUCUUUCUGAGGUUGCCUUCCUUCAGUACUUUGGAUCAUUUUUCGUCUGCAGAACCGAAAUGUACUUGGGCUUAUGGUCCCAUAUUGAUAAGUUGAUAUUUUGCCUGUGGGAUUAGACCUUAAAAGUCUUGAUUCCAUCAAUUACGGAAAGUCAUCUAGAUCUAUAAGAAUCAGGCCAGCUCCAGAUUCUUUGGACUGCCACCACCGUGUUUAACUCCCAUUACGAUAUUCUUAAUCUGAAAUGCUGUUAGUUUUACACCAGAUGUAACUGGAUUCAUGCCUUCCAAAAAGUUCCACUUUUGCCUCAUCAGUUCACAAAACUGAUGAGCCCAUAGUCUUGGGCUUCGUCCAGAUGUUUUCUGGUAAGACAGACCUUCAUGUUCUUUUGGGUCAGCAGUUGUUCUGACCUUUGAACUCUCUAGUGGAAGCCAUUUUUGUUCAAUUUCUCCCUUCAUUACUGUUGAACCAUGAACUCCGACCUACACUGGUGUUUUUUUGCUCAUCUUGAUCCAAAAUUUAAUUUUGUGUGAUUAUCUGAAACAUUUAGGAGUGUCAGAAAAGCAAAACGAAAUAAAUGUAUAACAGGCAAAUACAUUUUCAUUGCUCUGUUUGUCAUUAAGUCGCCCAAUGCUAACCACAGGAAGACAUAGUCAGUGUUGGUUGUUUCUUCCCUGCGGUCCAGCAGAAAAACGGGUGGUGAGUUGGUAGCGGUUAUUUUAGGACCAGGACCAAAUUUGUCUUGAUGGGAAUCGCAAAUAUUUUGGGGGGAAAGGUCCACAUGAGGUAUGUUCUGUCUGGUGGCUUUCAUCCAUUGUUUAGGCUGACUGUUGGACACUCAAACUGCCACAACAUAUACCCUCUGUCACCAGUAUAGGUCUGGAACUCUAAUUUGGUCCAGGCUCUAGAUGCAAGCAACUAUGAGGACAGCAGCAUUGGCUCAGUAGGUUUUCUUUACUAACCCAAACAUUAUACGUAACAUCUAACUCCUGGAAGCUGAGCUGUUUGUUCUCUCAGCUGUCAUUCCUUCCUCAACAUCAAGAGAUGGAAACUUCAAAGAUCCAUCUUCGUCUCCAGCAGAUUCUGUUGCACUGUUGAAGAUUAACACAUGACUGCAGCAUACUGGGGUUUAUUUAGUACUUUUAAUGCAGUUACAUGACAGACUGCAGCUACAAGAAGUCCCGAAGUGCAUCAGAAAAGAAAAAAAAAAUCAAUGACAUCUAAAAGUUGUCAGACAAAACCCGUUUUUGUAAAGGAUUUGAAAAUCGUUUCAGAUUAAGUAAUCCUGAGUUAGCUGGCAGAAUUUGCUGUAAUCUAGGGGGAUUUAAUAGCCAAUAAGGAUUACAACGUCCAACCUUGGAAGAGUCACAGGUUUAACAAGGUUUAGCAAUCCAGAGUGGUUUGAAGUGGUGACACAGAGCUGGUUGUCCAACAUACAGAUGCCAGUAAUUUAUAUAUAGGCUUGUACAGAUACAAACUCCAAUCAGGUGUCAAUCCUAUGUAUGCUUAAAAACCAAGUAACUUUACACACCUCUAAAAUAGCACAUUAUAUUAUCUACAUUAGGGUAAUGACUGCGUCCUAUUUUACUCACCAGUGACAUUCAUGGCACAUGCCAUCAGGUUCUCUGGACACAAUCAAGUGUCCAAAACUCACUCACUCGUGGUAAACAUUUCAGUUUCCCACAACAAGAGCACCUCCUCGAGUCAGAAUUCCAACGGAAACGUUGAGACUUGCCAAGCAGCAGUGACUUUAAACAUCCAAUGUGGCUGCUGGGGGAUGUAGUGAUGUUGACAUGACCAACAUAAAUCCUUCAUUUGUACUUCCUACAGGUUAUACCUGUAAGACGGGCAUCCUAAGUUCUGUACAACCUCUAUUUAUGUACAUGUUAUUUUAGUUGGGUUUUUUUUUUUACAUACAUUUGUUCACAAAGCUAAUGGCAGUUGGCAGCAAAAAUAAAUAGCAAAUCUUGCUGUUUUGUUGAAUUGUAACAUAGGUGUGGCGUCAUUCCCAACUCGUGUCCUGGGAAAAAUUUCUGCAGGACACACGGCUCCAAUUCAUCUCUAAUUAUCCUGAAAUAUUUAAUAUAAAUUAUCCAAAUACAAUCCAAACAUAGUGACAGAUUAGAUUUAGUGACAGUCCCAUCUGAUCUAAAUUGUGACACCAAACUGUCUGAUUUGAAUUAUAAUGCCAUUUAGUCGGUCAGGUGCUAACACCUGAGAUGCUAACACCUGACCGACUCAUUGCUAUUGGCAAAGAGCCAUUCCUUGUGGAAUAAUAUUACUAAUAGUACUGAACAAACAUGCGUAGUUGGCAGAAAUGAACAACUCUCUUUUAACAGGAAGAAACCAGAAUCAGACGCAGUGAGAUGAUCCCUGGAAACCUACAGGGGGUUAGAGAAGAAUGCGGUAAAUACAGAAAAACACAGCACACUUUCUGUCUGAUUAUGUAGAGAUGAUGUUAGUUGUAGUCUGUCAGAACAGACAGUUUUGCUAUGCUUACCUUUUAUUUACAAACUUUAUACAUCUGUUUCAUACACAGCUACAGUUUAACCAGUAGAUGGCAGACUUUCCCCAGCCAUACAGAUGCUGUUCUGAAUGUGAGCUACACAUAAGUCUUGUAAAUCCUAAUCAGCACAAUGACCUGAUGUGGAUAAGUUAGAAGAUGGAGAUGUUGGCAUCGGUGGACAGAUGGGUGCUGCUUGUAUUCUAAAUAUUUCAGUUUACAUCUCUUAUUUUGCUCACAUUAAUAUGUAGCUUUGUGGGGUUGGUUGCCACCUGCAGGCUGGAUGUUUAUAAAGCUGCUGCUGAAGGUUGUAGAACCUCAUAGAUUUUGGAAAAAAAAAGUUUUUUUUUUUUUUUACUUCCCAUGGGGGAUGAUUGAUUCUCCAUAUAUGUCACUAUGACAAAAUUUGGACAUACCUCUAUCAGAAAUCUCCCAGUAAUUAACAGUUGACCAAGAAAGGGCCUUACGUUUGAUAUAAAAACGUCCUUCACAUUCUAAGCAAUACUACUGUGCUGUUAUGUAAAGACGGAAGAAAAAUAGGAGUCUCUCAAGAACCUGACCUCUUUUGGACUUUCCAUUCUAACUAUUUGUUUUUAUGUUCUGAAGAUAAACCCUCAAACUGAUCUUUUACCUGAUAGUGGUCUACUUACUUUUUGUUGUUGUUUCUGUACUAUGUUACCAUGGGAAACAGAUUAUGUAUCAUAUGAGUCCUCCCUGAUCUGAUUUCAACAUAUUUUUUGUCAUAGCUAUGCUGUCUGUUAGAUUUAUGUCUUCUAUACUGAGAACACACUGUAUUGCUUACGAGUCUAAAAAGAAUUUCUGGAAAUUAAUUUGGUCCACUUUUAUUCUUUUGAAUAAAACUAUUUUGCCAGU
Messenger RNA from Poecilia latipinna (sailfin molly), 4835 nucleotides. RefSeq names its product ring finger protein 166 (gene rnf166). The record is from RefSeq and is a predicted model, not a curated record. Gene Ontology annotation, biological process: protein polyubiquitination; ubiquitin-dependent protein catabolic process. Bases 103 to 489 code for a protein of 128 amino acids. Lineage: Eukaryota; Metazoa; Chordata; Actinopteri; Cyprinodontiformes; Poeciliidae. The transcript has 6 exons. Gene Ontology annotation, molecular function: ubiquitin protein ligase activity.